Aspergillus pseudotamarii is the source of this 2110-nucleotide messenger RNA. Its product is annotated as Zn(II)2Cys6 transcription factor. The transcript has 2 exons. The record is from RefSeq and is a predicted model, not a curated record. The coding region runs from base 4 to 1701 and encodes 565 amino acids. Gene Ontology annotation, molecular function: DNA-binding transcription factor activity, RNA polymerase II-specific; zinc ion binding. Gene Ontology annotation, biological process: regulation of DNA-templated transcription. NCBI's taxonomy places the organism in Eukaryota, Fungi, Ascomycota, Eurotiomycetes, Eurotiales, Aspergillaceae.
GCAAUGCACCUGUACAUGCGAGAUCUGGAAGAGGCCCAAGAAGAUUUAAAAAUGGACCCUCUGCACACACCACCGAUGGAGCGACGGUCGCGAGUGAGCCGUCCCAAGGUACGCACUGGCUGUGUGACCUGCAAGGCCCGGCGUAAGAAAUGUGACGAGGCUCGCCCGCAUUGUCGCACCUGUGCCAACGCAGGGCGCGAGUGCGGCGGCUAUCAGGAGACCAUCGAUCGAAGGACUCGAGCCUGGAAAACCACCAAAGCCACCGUUGACGUCCCUUGCAAGAUAGAGAUCGAAGUUCAGCAGAAUGAACUCACUGUGGCGAAGGAAUGCGGUGCCUGGAUUUCCCGCCUGUUAGUCGAUCCGAGCCAGACCGAUUUGUCGCUGUCCGAACGUUGGUAUCUGGGUUUCUUUCGCACCAGCACGGCUGCACAAUGCUCCGGCUACUUUCCGCUCGAAUUUUGGCAUCGAAUGGUUCAUCAGGUCAGUGAGGAGGAGCCGGCUGUUCGCCAUGCGACCAUUGCCAUUAGUGCCCUCCAUCGAAGUUUCAGCACCACACAGUCUCCGCAGAAUCCGGGAAAUCAGAUUGAUCCUCACUUGUUCCCUCUUCGGCAAUGUAACAAGGCUAUUACUUCUUUGCAGCAGAGGCUACAGAGUGUCGGCUGCCGGCAGAAUUCCCAUGUGCUUAUUACGUUGAUUACUUGCGUUCUUUUCGUCUCAUUUGCAUUCCUCCAAGGAGACACCGACGCAGCCAGUUGUCACCUACGGCAUGGCACCCGUCUCCUCCAGGAGACAUAUUUAAGCAAUACUAAAAAGGGAUUGGUGGAGUAUAGGCCAGCGUUAACGGAUGUGUUCUACCAUUUAGAGCUGCACUGGGCGAGUCUCCGGGAGCCUGAGGCAGCCACCUUGCAACAUGAGCACUCCAUCGUUCAUUCUAUGGCUCUCGGCAACCCGGUUUGGCGCAAGCCUGUAUAUUCCCUCAGGGACGCAUGUAACCUCUUAAUUGGUCUUGCGUGGCUCGUCUGCGAGAACGAUCCUGAGAACAGUAAGAUGGCCCUUGCUCGGGAGAUCCUCGAUGAGCACCAAGACGCGAUUUUGCAGAAGCUCCAGCUUUGGAAAACAGAAUUAACAGCAUCGCUCACUCUCCAGAAAGCUGUAUUGUCAUCAAGAGACCGUCAUACACUCGCGGCCCUCGACUUAUGGACCGAGAUCAUCUGCAUCCGAGUCUCGACAGAUAGUAGGCAGGAUGAGGGAGAAAGCAGGUUUGACUCCUUCACACCAAACUUCCAGCGUGUGGUCCAGCUCGCCAAUUCUGUCCUCUCUUCCGACUUCAGCCAGACCCCCAUACCAACAUUCUCCGUCGGAAUGGGUAUGAUCCCGCCCCUUUACCUUUGUGCGUUCCGGUGCCGCGAUUGGCAUAUUCGGAGAGAAGCGGUGCGGCUAUUGCAGAGAUGGCAACUUCAAGAGGGGGCCUGGACAAGCUCUGGAACUGCUUUUGUUGUGAGUCGGAUGAUUGCUAUUGAAUCGGAGGGUCUUACACCGGGCGAACUGGUUCCUGAGCGUGCGCGUAUAUGUGCAAUGCGUGCGGGUGCCUUGUCUGACGGGUCCGGAAUCCGGUUGUGGUAUCGUCGAUCUCAGGGUGGUAGCUCAACGCAAAAUGACAGUAAGCGCGAUCCCUGGGAGUCGGAAAUACUCCCCUUCUGAUGGUACAGGUGGAUCAAAUCACAGUAUUAAAGGAAAGAUUGGGGUUUUCGUUGAUGAGAUAGUGAGCAUAACAACGGACGACACACGGAAACACACACCUCAAAUAGGUAUGGCAUGAAAUUCAUCAUUGAAAACACUCAUGAGAGCGUUGAGGCGAUGAGAAUAUCAUUUUCGCCAUAGCUCACGACAGUCCGCUAUGUCUCCCCUGCUAACCCCAGGUGGUCUUCUGCUACGGACAAUGGCAUUACAUACCCACUUUGGGUUGAUAUUCGACUUCCUAGUGGGUCUAUGACAUCCGUCGAAGUUAAUCUCUUCUGUCACCCUUCACGAUAAAGGCUGAAUGGGGAAAUCGUGACGAGUUUAUCCCCAAUGACAUUGUCCUAACAGUGUUCUGGUGUGGAGCCGACAU